AUGGAUAGAACGUCACCGAGUUCUUCGCCGUGUCCUGACGCCCGGUGUGACCCGUCGCCGAGCUUUUCGGCGUUCUCUGACGCCUGGUGUGACCCCCUUCAGGUGUUACCGCCAGAUAAGUAUCCACAGCUUUUACAACAUUUAAGAGAACAGGUACCGUCAUCCUUAAAGGUCAUUGGUCAUCUGAAUUCCAACAUGAAAGAUGCUAAACAUUUUGAACUGGCGACGUAUGUGGACGAAUGGCCAUCAUUUUCUGUGUUGUUGUGCUUGUUUCCAGAUAGCGCUGAUGUACACAGCAACGCUAUCACAUUUCAAGCCACUGAUGAUCUGAAACUGAAGUAUGUAUUGCAAAAUACACGGGUUAUUGACUGGAAUGAUAAUUUGUGUUUUAAAGGUAUUGAGAGCAAGUUCAAAUCUAUGUUAUUGGAAUGUAUUCCUGCACACAGUGAACUAAAAGAAACCGGGCGGUCCGAUGUUUAUAUCUAUAACAAAGAAGACUGUUCUUUCAAAAGCGAUUUAACAGAUGGUUUCUACCUCGCAAAAUUGAAGCCGGAAGACAUGGGAACCAUAGAGAAGUAUUGGAGGUUCGAAAGCCGCGGGCUAUCACUGAUUCGCAAUCAACUAGUCCUGGAUACUCACCCCACAGCUGGAAUUUUUAAAAGUAACACCAACGAACUUGUGGCAUGGGGAUUGGAGCUUUAUUUUGGUUCAAUCGGAACAGUCCAUACAGUAGAGUUAUACCGAAGAAGGGGAUUUGCGAAGAUCAUUAUAUCGUAUUUGACGCGCAAGAUUCGUGAAAGUAAAGGGAUUGCGUGGUGUCAUGUACAAGACGUGGCGACUAAAGAAAUAUCGGUGAAUAUGGUUAGGUCGGUGGGUUACAAAAAGACAGAUAUGCAACACAUAUGGGUCGCGUAUACACCAAGGUGUAAAUAA
Messenger RNA from Saccoglossus kowalevskii, 933 nucleotides. RefSeq names its product glycine-N-acyltransferase-like protein 3. The record is from RefSeq and is a predicted model, not a curated record. Gene Ontology annotation, molecular function: glycine N-acyltransferase activity. Gene Ontology annotation, cellular component: mitochondrion. Lineage: Eukaryota; Metazoa; Hemichordata; Enteropneusta; Harrimaniidae.